Molecule: messenger RNA, 1661 nt
Organism: Oreochromis niloticus (Nile tilapia)
Lineage: Eukaryota; Metazoa; Chordata; Actinopteri; Cichliformes; Cichlidae
Product: lysophosphatidic acid receptor 6-like
Exons: 2
Coding region: 243-1166 (307 amino acids)
Biological process (GO): phospholipase C-activating G protein-coupled receptor signaling pathway; positive regulation of Rho protein signal transduction
Cellular component (GO): plasma membrane
Molecular function (GO): lysophosphatidic acid receptor activity
Source: RefSeq, a predicted model, not a curated record
AGCACAUUAAACAUUCACUAUGGCCGCACAGGUUUAUGCUGGGGCAAUAUGAUUGUUUCAGAUCUGCUGUUGGUCAUUAUCAUCUCUUACUUUCAUCUUGCCAUAAAUCAUAUCCUAAUGAGUAGAGCUGUUAAUAUCAGCUGAUAUGUCACGUGUUGCAUUUGAAAACAACGAACUUAAUUUACGUCAGCAACCACAACCAGAGUUUCCUGUUCCAUGGUAGCUCUCCUCACGUCACACAGAUGAACAGCACAGAAGGACAUGUUCGCUGCUUGGCUGCAAUACUUCAUAAAGGACCAAAAAGAAUGUCUUUUCUGAUCAUGAACACAUCAAAUGUCAUCACAGAAGACCAGGUUUAUGCUGGGGUCUUUGGCUGCGUGAUGGUGAUAGGUCUGCCUCUCAAUGCAGUCGCACUGUGGAUUCUUCUUCGCCGCCACAGCCUCAAAUCACCCAACGCUGUCUUCAUGGUCAAUCUAGCAUUCUCAGACCUUUUACUCAUCAUCUCUUUGCCCAUGAGGAUCUACUUUCAUGCGACCCGUGACUGGCCUCUGAGCAAUAUGGCGUGCCUCAUCAUUACAAUGCUCUUUCGUGACAACAUCCGUUCCAGGGCUAUGUUUAUCACCUUCAUCAGUGUGGACAGAUUGCUGGCUGUGGUUUAUCCUCUGAGGUCACGCCAUUUAAGAACCUCGUCCAAUGCCUGGAAAGGAGCUGCAUUCGUCUGGAGUUUUUUGCUGGUGGUGAAUAUCCGAGAGAGUUUGGACUUCCUAGAACAUUUGCAGGACCACACUCAACCUACCUGUUUUAAAUCUUAUGACUCUUACGAGCCUUUAUUGAGUAAAACUCGAUUAGCAGUUAUUUACCUUCAGAUUGUGUUACUGGUCACAAUGCUAACAGUCAACAUUGUGUGCACCAUUAUGGUGUCUUGGACUCUGCACAGACAUCUCAGUGACUCUGCAAAGGUCAACAACAAGAUGAAAGUUAUGCUGAUCUUUGUCAUGAACUUGGUUUUGUUUGCCAUGUUCUUACCUGUGCCUAUAGGAAUGGCUGCACAUGGCAAAGAAAUCAUGCCGCUGGUAUGUCUUACUGUUUCUAACUGCUGUCUGGAUCCUCUGUUGUAUUACUUUUCUUUUGACUCCUUCUGGAAGAAAAAAGAGAUUUCUAGAUAAAAGACCUGCUAUUUCCAAAAGUUGGUAUUCGAUUUACAAUGGGAUCUAUAUUUUUUAAGAGGAAUAACCUUUUCCUCUUAAACUCAUCACAAACUUUUCUGUAGUUCAACAAUUUGUAUGGCUUCACCAAUAAACCAACAGUAACAUGUUUGUGAAACUGCGUGUGAGAGAGAUGGUGAAAAGGGUAGUUGAAGUAGUGGUUCCGUGCUUUAUUUAGACCUAUGCUGUAGCAUGACAGCGUCAACCUCCAAAAGAAUGGUUGCUGUAGUAGAAACUGAAGCUUAAAAAAGACAGCUGCAAUGCUUUUUUUAUUUUACACAUUCAUGAGGUUACUUGUUGUCAGCUUAAGAACUUCAAUCAAUAUCCUUUGUUAAUUUUUUCAUAUUUAGUUUGACUAUUUGGAUCUAUUCAUGCGCAAAGUUUAGUACACUUCUGUUAUUUUUCUCCUAAAGCCUUCUCCUGAAUGAUUUUUCUAAAAUAAAUAAAUAAAUAACU